Molecule: messenger RNA, 2404 nt
Organism: Brassicogethes aeneus
Lineage: Eukaryota; Metazoa; Arthropoda; Insecta; Coleoptera; Nitidulidae
Source: the annotation of a GenBank genome assembly
UUGAUCAAUUAAAAACCAUUAUUUUAAUUUGUUUUUUAUAAUUUAAUUAACAGUCUUUGUGCAUAGCUUAAUAAUUUCGAAAAAUGAGUGGAGAAAAUGUAAAUGUUUAUAUGUCGGAUAAUAUCCCGGCGUUGGAUGUAAUAGCCUUGGAUCCUGUCAAGAAUUUGAAACCGAAAGGCGACAAGUUGAUCGGCCUAGCCAAAAAGCUCCUAAAUGAGUUCAACGAGUCCCAAAACGACCAAGAAAAAGCUUACAUUGUAGGCAAACGAUACUUGUUUAUGCUGAACCAGAUGUUCAAAACUUCUGAUGACAAGAAGUACAUGGAGAUAAGAUACAGGACUGAAUAUAAUAAGGUAGAAACCAAAGUAGCUGAACUUAAGGACACUUUAAAAAAGUACUACGAUGAUAUGUCUAAAUUAAGGGAACAAGCAAUACAGAACUUGAAGGUUAUGGAUCACAAGGAGCCAAAACAAACUCCAAAACUAAAAGUUGUAGGAAAUUACAUUACAUGCAAAGACCUGUAUGAAGCAAUUGAAGGCAAAACCACUAAAAUGCUUUUGAUUGAUAUAAGACCUGAACUUGAAUACAACAACUCUAGCAUUUAUUGCAAUUGCUCCAUAAACAUUCCUGAUCAUGUUAUAUCUGCAGGUUUAUCUGCCAACACUCUGGGAGAAAAAUUGUCCCCGGAAGUAAAAGAGAUUUGGGAUAAAAGGGAUACUUACGAUAUCCUUAUAUUGAUGGACAGAAAUUCCAGCUCUGGAACAAUUUGUUCCUCAAAAUUGGAGAUGUUGAAGUCCUGCAUGGUCGAGUGGGAUUUCAAUCGUCAUUACAAGCGACCUCCUGUAUACUUGAGUGGGGGUUUUAGGGAGUUUUUGGAGACAUAUCCGACAUCGGUAACCAAUGCGCACGCCCUUCUAUCCCACAAAAACGACGAGCUGGACGAGUUGCUCGAAAUUGACACGGUCAUCUACCCGAAUUACAGCGAAGGUAGCCCUCAGGAGCCCCCGAAAAGAAGCCCAGAUGAAUCUUGUGCGAUGAAGCAACUCAUCGAGGACACUCUGAUUGAUAUGAUCUAUGAAGAUGGGGAUAAAGAGGAGUCGGAGGAUUCCUACAGCGAAUCUGUCGAGGAGCCGAAACCCAAACCUCCAUCGCCACCUCCACCUGCGGAAAGCAAUGAGGAUCAAAUUAAAAACGCCAUGGAGGAGGAACGGUUGAAGAUGUUGGAAGAGGCGCGUUCCAAAAAGCCUAGGGUUGGGAAUAAUACGAAUAGUAGCGUUAAAGUCGAGCCUAUGCCGGUGUACCCGCCCACAGCGCCUACAGUCAAUAGAAAAAGCAAGCCCAAAACUGUCGAGAAGGUAACAGGGCGCACUGGCUUGAGAAACAUAAGAAAUACGUGCUACCUCAACACCGUGCUGCAGUGUUUCCGCUUGAUCCCGGUCAUAAAAACCUUAUUCACCGCCAAGAGAUACUACAAGUACGUCACAUGCGAUCCGCCGUCGUUGAUAUUCGAACUUGGUUUAGUUGUCGAGCAGCUUUGGAGCAACGACGGCGGCUAUUUGGUGCCCAACGAGUUCUACAACAAGUUGUGCUACUUGGAGCCGAACUUCGCCCAAGGCAACCACGAGGACUGCAUGGAGUUCUUCCUGGUGCUAUUCAACGCGAUCCAUAACGAUUGCACGGUUCCCAUGGAGCGACCCGACGUCCUCACGCCGAAAUUAGAGGCGAAAAUGUGCCAGCUGUCCGGCAAAACGUCCGUGUUCGUGGACUUGUUCUACCACCAAGUGAGGGACUAUCGCUACUGCACCAACUGCAAAUCCACUUCGUUCAACUUCGAGGUCGACAGCACCCUCAUGCUACCCAUACCGAACUCCAAAUCGCAUCUCGGCAACCUCGUCACCGACUACUUCAAAGACUAUUUGAUCAGCGACUUUUGCUGCUCGAAGUGCAAGAAGGGCGUGAGGAACGCGCGCGACCUCGUCGACACCCCGCGCAUCCUCGUCUGCGUUCUCAAGCGCUACGUCCAAAAUUCCAACGGGAUCCUCAUGAAAAACGAUUCGGAAGUUUACUUCGACGAAGUCAUCAAGCUUAAAAGCGCCAUUUACAGGCUCUAUUCCUUUGCCAUGCAUCAGGGCACCUUGAAGGCCGGACACUACACCGCCGGAGGAUACAUCAAUAAGACGUGGUACGAAUUCAACGAUGAAUACGUGAGACGUUUGGACAUCCAAACUGAGGACGUAAGACAACGUGUUUGCGCGUUGUUUUACAAUCAAGAAAACUAAAACUCAUUGUGAUAAAAAAAAACAUGCAAAAAAUGCUUUAAUAUUUUGUUAUUAUAUUUGUUAGUCAUAUAUUUUUAUAUAACUAUUUAUUUUUUCUAAAGUAGUCCAAACUAUUUUAAUACCGC